This is a messenger RNA of Lepisosteus oculatus (spotted gar), 5284 nucleotides long. The record is from RefSeq and is a predicted model, not a curated record. Lineage: Eukaryota; Metazoa; Chordata; Actinopteri; Semionotiformes; Lepisosteidae.
UCUAUGCAGGCUUAGUAAGGCAUACCCAGUUCAGCAAGAUGAAUGUGUUUGUGGUAUGCCUCACUGUGCUGAGUUUAUCUUACCCAACAACUGUCAGCUGUCAGCCUCUUUAUGUUCUUACUGCUCCCAAUGUCCUACGAGUGGAGAGUGAAGAAAAUAUACUCCUUCAAGCUCAUGAUUACGUUGGUGGAGACCUGAACGUGGACAUUCUUGUGUUUGAUUUUCCAGGAAAAAAGCAGCAGCUUUAUGUAGGCAGUGUUAUUCUGAAACCAGAUCAGUACCAAGCCACACACAAAAUUAAGAUUCCCGAGGGAUCAUUUAAUAAAGAAUCCAAGCUUAAUCAGUAUGUAUACCUGCAAGCCAAAUUUGGAGGACAUGUAGUGGAGUCAGCUGUAUUGGUUUCUUUCCAGUCUGGAUAUAUAUUUGUGCAGACAGACAAAUCUAUUUACACUCCCACUGACACAGUUCUUUAUAGAGUUUUUGCCCUGACCAAUCGUCUGGAUCCUAGUAAAAGUUCAGUUUCCGUUGAAAUCAUGACUCCUGAUGGUAUUGUAAUUCAGAAAGACCUCUUAUUUUCAGCCAAUGGAAUUAUUUCAGGAUCAUAUAAGCUGCCAGAAAUACUUAGUACGGGAACAUGGAAAGUUGUUACAAAAUUUGAAAGUACACCUCAGAAAAAUUUUACAGCUGAUUUUGAAGUAAAGGAAUAUGUACUGCCAAAUUUUGAAGUGAAGCUGGAACCACAUCAGCUGUUCUUCUACAUUGAUGAUGAAGAACUUACUGUCUCAGUAACUGCCAGGUACUUGUACGGAAAAGAUGUCGUGGGGUCUGCAUAUGUGGUGUUUGGAGUAGUGCUGGACAAUGAUGAAAAGAGAAGCUUCCCAGACUCCCUUCAACGAAUAGAAAUUACAGCUGGAAAGGGAACAGCCACAUUGAAAAGACAACAUAUUUUAAAGAUAUACAAAGAAAUGAAGGAAAUACUUAAAAAAUCAAUCUAUGUAUCUGCAACAGUUUUAACAUCAACUGGCAGUGAUAUAGUGGAAGCUGAGAGGAGAGGCAUCCAAAUUGUUCAGUCCCCUUAUGCCAUUCAUUUCACAAAGACUCCCAAGUACUUCAAGCCUGGAAUGCCCUUUGAUGUCAUGGUUCUCGUGACAAAUCCAGAUGGCACGCCAGCAAGCAACAUUGAUGUUGAAAUAAGUCCAGAAAUUUCUGGCAGAACUCAACAACAAGGAACAACAAAGAUGACCGUUAACACACGUGGGGAUGCUACACGACUACCAAUCACUGUGAAAACUAAAGCUCCUAAUCUCACUCCUGAUCGCCAAGCUACAGGAAGCAUGGAGGCCUUGCCUUAUAGGACACAACUGAAUUCUAAAAACUACCUUCAUAUUGGAAUCCAGGCAGCUGAACUGGAACCAGGAACAAAUCUGCAAGUUAAUCUGAAUCUAGGCAAUGACGCUGGAGUCCAGGAUCAAAUAAAGUAUUUUUCAUAUCAGAUUGUAAACAAAGGACAGAUUAUGACAGCUGGAAAACAGGCAAGAUUACCUGGGCAGUCCUUGGUUACAUUAUCACUGCGCAUUGAAAAAGAAAUGAUUCCUUCUUUCCGGUUUGUGGCAUAUUAUUACCUCAGAAAAGGUGGACAAAUCGAAGUUGUGGCCGAUUCAGUCUGGGUGGAUGUAAAGGACACAUGUAUGGGAACACUCCGUGUGACCCCAACCACUGACAGAGACAGGAGGGUGUAUGAACCACGCAGACCAUUUAGUCUAACAUUAAUAGGGGACCCAGGAGCAAAGGUUGGACUUGUUGCUGUUGAUAAAGGAGUCUAUGUUUUGAACAACAAAAACAGACUCUCACAAUCCAAGAUCUGGGACAUUGUAGAGAAGAAUGACAUUGGCUGUACAGCUGGCAGUGGCAGUGACAACAUGAAUGUAUUUAACGAUGCUGGGCUUAUGUUUAAAUCAAGCUCUGGAAGUGAAACAAAACCUAGAACAGAUCCCACAUGCCCAGAGCCUCCAAAGAGGAGACGCCGAUCUUUGGUUUUGGGUGACAUCAUAACAAGUCUGGUAAGCAAUUUCUCAGGACCCCUGCAGAAGUGCUGUAGAGAUGGAAUGGCAGAGAAUAUUAUGGACUACACCUGUGAAAAGAGGACCCAAUUUAUUAUCGAAGGCAAAGAGUGUAUUGAUGCUUUCUUGCACUGCUGUAAAGAGAUCGCCAAAAGACACAAAGAACGUCAGAGGGAAAUGUUAGCUCUUGCACGAAGUGAAGAAGAUGAUGAUUACAUAAGUGACGAUGAAAUUGUGUCCCGAACUGAAUUCCCAGAAAGCUGGCUGUGGCAAAUUGAAACUUUACCAACAGCACCCAAAGACAAAGAUGGCCUUGUUAAAAAAGAUAUCCAGAGCUUCCUGAAAGACUCUAUCACUACCUGGGAAAUUACAGCCAUCAGUUUGUCUCCACUGAAAGGAAUCUGUGUAGCUGAUGUUUAUGAGAUCACAGUGUUGAAGAACUUCUUCAUAGACCUGAAGCUACCGUAUUCUGUGGUACGAAAUGAACAAGUGGAAAUUAAGGCUGUGGUGUACAACUAUGAAGACAUGCCAAUCAAAGUGCGUGUGGAGCUGAUGGAGAAUGAACAGGUAUGCAGUGCAGCCAGUCAGAAGAGAAAAUACAGGGUGGAAGUGAAUAUUGAUCCAUUAUCUUCAAGAGCUGUGCCCUUUGUCAUCAUCCCCAUGGAGAAAGGAGAGUUGGAGAUUGAAGUUAAGGCCUCAGUCUUUGGUGUUGCAGUUUAUGAUGGAGUAAAGAAGAAGCUUCGGGUUGUGGCAGAAGGUGUGCAAACGAAAAAGACUAUUAAAACCAUUGAAUUGAAUCCAUCUGUCCACGGUGGAGUUCAAAGUGAAAAAGUUGAUAAAAUUGUCCUGCCAUCAUUAGUACCAAAAACAGAACCUCAGACUUUCAUCAGUGUAACAGGUGAGAUUCUGACUGAAACUAUUGAAAGUGCCAUUAGUGGUGAACCCUUGGGCAGUCUCAUUACACAGCCUAGUGGGUGUGGAGAACAGAACAUGAUUUACAUGACUUCACCUGUUAUUGCUACACAUUACUUGGACUCCACCCAACAGUGGGAAAAGGUUGGUCUGGAGCGUCGAGCUGAGGCAAUUAAUUAUAUUAACAAAGGUUAUACUCAACAGCUGGCUUACCGCCAUCCGGAUGAUUCCUAUGCAGCAUGGCUAAGCAGGCCCAGCAGCACAUGGCUCACAGCUUAUGUUGCCAAAAUUUUUGGACUAGCUUACUCCCUGAUUUCUGUGGAUGACAGAGUUUUAUGUGGAGCAAUAAAAUGGCUUAUUCUCAACAAGCAGCAACCUGAUGGAAUCUUUAAAGAGGAUGCCCCUGUAAUUCAUGGAGAGAUGGUGGGAGAUGUACGGGGAAAAGAUGCAGACGCUUCUCUGACUGCAUUUGUUGUGAUAGCAAUGCAGGAAUCAAGGGAAAUUUGUGGUCAACAAAUACAAAGCAUGGAAGGCAGCAUCAAUAAAGCAGUUCAGUUCCUGCAAAGACGCAUUAGAAGUCUCACUAAUCCAUAUGCUGUGGCCAUGACAAGUUAUGCUUUAGCUCUGAAUAAACAAAACACCAUAGAAACUCUAAUGAAGUUUGCUUCAGCAGAUAAAAGUCACUGGCCAGUCCCUGGUUCCCAUCUGUUUUCUUUGGAGGCCUCAUCUUAUGCCCUUCUGGCCCUAUUGAAGUACAAAGAAUUUGACCAAGCUGGUGCCAUAGUGAGAUGGUUAACAGAGCAGAGGUUCUAUGGGGGAGGAUAUGGCUCUACACAGGCCACGAUCAUGGUGUUCCAGGCUGUGGCUGAAUACAGGAUCCAAGUACCUCUUUUCAAAGACAUAGAUCUAGAUGUUGAAAUUUCUCUGGCUGGUCGUUCCAAGCCAACUAAAUGGAAAAUUGUCAAUAGCAAUGCCUACGUUGCCAAAUCAGAGAGGGCCAGACUUGAUCAGAACUUUACGCUUGUUGCUAGAGGAAAAGGCCAAGGCACCAUGUCAGUAAUGACACUGUAUAAUGCUUUGCCUGAUGAAAAAAAAACUCCUUGUAAGACCUUUGAUCUUGAUGUAAAGAUUGAGAGGGCACCAAAUGCCAGGAGACCAGAAGGUGCCCUAGAUACAUUUAAGCUCACGAUUGAAAUAACUUAUCAGAAAGAUACAGAUGCAACAAUGUCCAUUCUUGAUGUCACCAUGCUAACUGGAUUUAUACCUGAUUUUGAGGAUCUCAGAAAGUUAUCAAAUGGAGUGGACCAGUACAUUCAGAAGUUUGAGAUGGAUAAAGCACUGUCUGAAAAGGGCUCCCUUAUAAUUUAUUUGGACAAGGUCUCCCACAAGCUGGCUGACAGAAUUGCAUUCAAAGUGCACAAGAUGUACCAAGUGGGUCUAAUCCAACCUGCAGCAGUGGCUGUCUAUGAGUACUAUGCUAAUGAGAACCGCUGUGUAAAAUUCUAUCAUCCAGAAAAAGAAACUGGAACGCUCAGCAGAAUCUGUCAAGGGGAUGUGUGCAGAUGUGCAGAAGAAAGUUGCAGCAAGCAGAAAUCAAGUAAAGACGAGCUUGAUAUUCCAGUUCGUCUUACUGCAGCAUGUGACCCUGGUGUGGACUACGUUUACAAAGUCAAGCUUGUUGAAUUUGUCCAGUCCUCUGAUAAAUACAUAAUGCUCAUUGAGGAUGUGAUCAAAGAAGGAAGUGAUACUGGAGUCAGGGAAAAGAUGAGAUCAUUUGUCUCUCAUUCCACUUGCAGAGAAACCCUGGGAUUUGAAAAGAAUAGAAGUUAUCUCAUCAUGGGGAAAUCUGUGGACUUGAUUAACACAAAUGAAGGGUUUGUGUAUUUCAUUGGCAGUGGAACAUGGAUUGAGUUGUGGCCAACAGAUGUGGAGUGUCAAAGCCUAAUAUUCCAAACCAAAUGCGAACAGAUUAAGGAAGUUGCAUCAGAACUCCUGAACUUUGGUUGCCCUAAUUAAUAUUCUGUUAAAACAUUAACUCAACAUAUAGUGUGAAAGAAUGAACAUCAUUUUGCCUUAAACAUGUCUAUACUUCUCUGAACUUUUAGAUACUUCAGGCUUUUUGGUUGGCUGCUUUGUUUUAUAAUUUCUGUGUUAAAAUGUAAUACUAUUUUACUUCAUUGUGAAUGUAUGACCAAGUAUUUUUCUAGAAGUUUAUAUUAACCAAUGAAGACACAUUUCACAUGCAUGUCCAUUGCUUCUAUAAAUACCAAUAAAGCUAUCAACAAGGUGUUAUUGCCUUUUAGGGUCAACAA